Messenger RNA from Engraulis encrasicolus (European anchovy), 15539 nucleotides. It is a transcript of the gene nfic, whose product is annotated as nuclear factor I/C. The coding region runs from base 2605 to 4224 and encodes 539 amino acids. Gene Ontology annotation, biological process: regulation of transcription by RNA polymerase II. Lineage: Eukaryota; Metazoa; Chordata; Actinopteri; Clupeiformes; Engraulidae. Gene Ontology annotation, cellular component: nucleus. The record is from RefSeq and is a predicted model, not a curated record. Gene Ontology annotation, molecular function: RNA polymerase II cis-regulatory region sequence-specific DNA binding; DNA-binding transcription factor activity, RNA polymerase II-specific. The transcript has 12 exons.
UAGCAAGACAUUUUUUUUCACAAAUAUCACGCAGUUUCAGGGGAAACGAGAGGACAGGUUGAAUCGUAGCCCAGCAGAUUCGAAUAGUAUUCGGUAUUUCUCUCCUUCCUCUUCUUAAGGCAGUAACUCUUUUCUUGUUGGUUUUCGGCCAAGAGGAAGGUCUGUGGGAAAGGCUACAGAUGCAGGCAUGUAUUUACGUUAUAAAGAGGCGUAAUGAUUCAGAUAGCUUGCGUUUUUUGGCGUUUGUCCUUCAGUGAAAGUUAUUUGCCUUUGCCAGCUUGAGCAGUGCGGCACAGAUGUGUGUUAACCACCAGGACUGCGACGGCCAAGUUGAAGUUCAAGGCUAAUGCGCUGUAGUGCCCGGUAGAGUUUGUUCAGCAGAAAAUGGCCGCAGCCGGAGCCGCAGGCGCUCCGGCUUGAAUUUGAACCACACGCCGACAGAGGCGCUCCGUCCCUGGAAGUAGUCUUUGUCAGAGUACCGUUGUUAUACAACCGUGAGUGCGGAUUUAAUCUGAGCACUUUGAAAGCGCACUCAGCGUCUUGGUCUGUUUAUAAAACAGCAAUACGCGUUCCACGGAAGGCACUGCCACAACUUAUUUCUGUAAAUAUUUAUUAAAAUUGCAAAAAAGUUUUUUGGAAGUGUUAACUCACCCAAUACGUUUCUCCCCAUUGAUUGUGAAAGCACUUCAUUUUCCAGGAUCACAUUCAGUUACCAAACUAUGACUUGCAGCUGCAGUGCAAUAACACCUAGCAAUUGUUUGUAUUUGUGAUGACGUUAGCAGUGCACAUUGAUACUUAAGUUGUAUUCUUUGAUGGGCUACUAAAAUUGUCAGAUCAUCGAUUAUUUGACCUGUGACGCACGGCUUAGUGUUAAAUAGAAAGUGUUUUGUGCCGACUUUGGAGGACAUUAUUCGUCUAGUUCAGACAUUUAAUACAAUUCAAUCUACAUUGAACUUUAUUCAGAGAGCUUCAUAAUGUUGAAAGGCACUCGUCAUACCCUUUGCAGCCUACUUUGGAUUAUGCGUAAAUAGCAAGGCUUCAAGGAAGCAUGAAAAAACGACUGCCGUGCUCAAAUGUGUUAAACUAAAUCGUGUGGGAUAUAAACUACUCGUGAUGAAGUAUCCUGAAGAAUCCAAUUAUCUGAACAGAAACUUCAUAGGGUGCUCAGUGCCCGCAAAUUGACAUUUAUUGUAGGCUAUGUGCAUUCUGCUCUCCAGGUCACAUCAACUAGGCUAUGCAUUCUGUCUGUAUGGAAUAAUCCAUUGCCUCUUUCAAAUAAAGCCCACCAUAAAAGUAGCAUAGUUUUCUGUAACAAAUAGCAUAUUCUGUUUCAGACUUCAAAUGUUUAAAUGGGGGUACUUGUGUUGGUUGCAAUAGCUUUUCAUCGACAGUAGGCUACUGGCUAUUUAGUGUUGCAUGUUAAGCGAUGUUGAGUUGACACCGUUUAUUAUGCUCUUGUUUUUGACAUGAUUAAGGCUACGGCUAUGAGUUUGCGAAGUAGCCUAAUGCAAAAGUGAAACACACAGACGUGGGGUUCCUGGUUUUCUUCCCUUGUAUUGGGUUGGUUUUACAGUAAAACGAAGUCCCUAGUGGACCACAACCGUGCCGUUGUCUUGUCAUUGUUUUGCCUGUCUGCAUCUUCUGCUGUGAAAUGGCUUGGAGACUACAUUUAGGACAUUAUUGGAAUUUGACAUGAGCGUGUAACCUAUACUUUCUGCUUCGGCACGGAGCAGGUGCUCAAUUUUUAACAUAAAUUGCACUCCUUUGCUUAUGUAUAAAAGCAUUACUGCUUCGUGCCUGUUACUUAUCGCUCGCUUUCCUUAUCUGACACGAUAUAGUCCAUGCGCUUGGUUUUUUUUUGUGAUGACGUUAUGUUUUGCCUUGCAUGUUCUGCUGUAUGCAUGAAUGAGGGUAUUCAUGCCUUCACUGUGACGCGGUGUCCUCAAUAACCCUUGCCGCUAGUUUGUAACAGUAUGUAGGCUAAAUUGUAGUAAAUUUGUUCGGAAUACGCGCAACCCGCGCUGACGUUACUGUCGCGGAUCAUGCUGGGAUCAAAGAUAGAGGGGUGGGAGUUUCAGUGCGCAAGUGCCUGGAGGAGAGAAAGUCGGUUGCUACUUCUCUUCUAAAUCAAACUUUCAGACGUCGUACCUGAAGCUCGGCUACAGCGAAUGGGGAUUUGGAGUCGUUGGUGUCGUGGAGUAUAUGCGCAUACAGUUGGAAAGACAAUAUUAGGGUUACUGCUUCUUUAAGUUCUUUUUUUGGGAUGGGCUAUUUUCAUAACGUCAUUUCAUUCCUCCCUCUUUUUCAUUUUCUCAUUCUUUGAUUCUUACUCCCCACAUUUCCUAAAUGGAACAGAUUAAUCGACCCUCCACAUUGUCGAGCUUUCAGAAUUUUUAUACAAACUUUUUUGUUUCACAUUCCUCAAUUUCUGCAGCUGACUUUUUCUGGCGGCACGUUAUUUUCCGAGGGCAGAUAUUUUAACGGACGUAAACUGGAGGUGGCGAUGGUGGAGUUGAUGAUGAUGGUGAUGAUGAAAGUGAUCAGUGAAAAAUGAUCCACUAACUUCUCUCUCUUUGCCACUUGCCAAGAACGCUUCUUCUCACCAUGAUGUAUUCACCCCUCUGUCUAACUCAGGAUGAGUUUCAUCCGUUCAUCGAGGCCCUACUGCCGCACGUGCGUGCCUUCGCCUACACCUGGUUCAACCUGCAGGCCCGCAAGCGCAAGUACUUCAAGAAGCACGAGAAGCGCAUGACCAAGGACGAGGAGCGCGCGGUCAAGGACGAACUCCUGGGCGAGAAGCCCGAGGUCAAGCAGAAGUGGGCGUCACGCCUCCUGGCCAAGCUGCGCAAGGACAUCCGGCCCGAGUGCCGUGAGGACUUUGUGCUGACCAUCACGGGCAAGAAGGCGCCCUGCUGUGUGCUCUCCAACCCCGACCAGAAGGGCAAGAUGCGGCGCAUCGACUGCCUGCGGCAGGCCGACAAGGUGUGGCGGCUGGACCUGGUGAUGGUCAUCCUCUUCAAGGGCAUCCCGCUGGAGAGCACGGACGGCGAGCGGCUGGUCAAGGGGGGGCAGUGCGCCAACCCCAUCCUGUGCGUGCAGCCGCGGCACAUCAGCGUCUCCGUCAAGGAGCUGGACCUCUACCUGGCCUACUUCGUGCAGGAGCGAGAGUCCGAGCAGAGCACUAGCCCACGCACUGGCAUCGGGUCAGACCAGGAAGAUAGCAGAGCCCCCACCAUGGAUGCUCCUGAGUUCCAGGACAGCUUUGUGACGUCUGGAGUUUUCAAUGUAACAGAACUGGUGCAAGUGUCAAGAACUCCGGUAGUGACGGGGGCGGGCCCCAACUUCUCCCUGGGGGAGCUACAGGGCCACCUGGCCUACGACCUCAACCCCACAGGGGUGGGCAUGCGGAGAACCCUACCUAGCACCUCCUCCAGUGGGAGUAAGAGGCAUAAGUCGGGCUCCAUGGAGGAUGACAUAGACACCAGUCCAGGAGGGGAGUACUACACCUCACCCAACUCCCCCGCGAGCAGCUCCCGCAACUGGCAGGACGAGAUGGAGGGAGGGAUUUCCCCCACGGUGAAGAAGACAGAGAUGGAUAGUCCGUCUCCACAGGAGAGCUCCCCGCGCCUCGGCUUCACCCAGCACCACCGGCCUGUCAUUGCAGUGCACAGUGACGGUCUGUUCCCCCACCCCUUUCUCUCUCCAGGCAUCAGCAGGAGUCCGCACCCCUCCUCGUCUUUGCACUUCCCCGCCGCGCCGCUCCUGCCCCAGUCCGCCUCCUCCUACCUGCCCCACACGGCCAUCCGCUACCCGCCCCACCUGGGCUCGCAGGACCCGCUCAAGGACCUCGUCUCGCUGGCCUGCGACCCCUCCAACCAACAGCCCAGCCCGGGUCUGAGUCUGGUCCACACCAACCGCUACCAUUCAGAACAACCACCACCAGCACUGCUGCUGCAGCUGAACGGCAGUGGCCAAGGGAAGGUGCCCAGUCACUACAUCUCGUCCCAGAUGCUGGCGCCCCCGCCGCCCCCCGGCAUGCCCCGCCUGACGUUGCCCCCCGACUCCAAAUCCAGCACCACCACAGCGGACGGAGGAGCAAGUUCUCCCACCUCACCCACAUACUCUGCUCCAGGGACGCCACCUGCCAACCGCUCCUUCAUAGGCAUCCCAGGACCUCGGGACCCCGGGCUCUAUCAGGCACAGUCCUGGUACCUGGGCAACUGAUGGACGUAUGGACGGAGGCUGUGAGCAUGAAAAUGGGUUUCAGAUUCAUCGCGUUGUGGAGUUCAGGAAAAAAAAUCGACAAUGUCAAGGAGAUGUAAGAGGGAAAACGUAUAUGCAUAUACAGAAGGUAUAUGUAUAUAUACAAUGUAUGUUUAUACUUAUCUAAAUAUAUGUAUUCCCGAAGUGCAUACAUAUAUUUAGAUAUGUGUACCGAUCUAAAAAUAAAGAUGCUUCAGUUCACCUUUUGAAGUGAGGACCGCAAGACAGAGGAGACAAAGGCCAUGGACAGAGACUAGAGGAGAGAAGAUGAUGUUUUUGGGGGCAGCCACAUUGAACUGUUGAGGUGGGGGGGUAAAGACACUACCACAACAGCCUCCCUCUCCCCCCCCCCCAAAAAAAAGAAAAAUCUACCCCAGCAAGCUUCCCUUGUCCCUUUGGGAUUGUGCUCCUCGAUGCCCUCCCUUCCCCUCAGCUACGGUGCUGCUUUCUCAUAUAUGCAAAACAAAUAUCCUUUAUUUUCUUAACCGACAGGGAAGAGAGAAUCUGUUGACGUUCCGGGUAUAGCGACGCAAUUUUUUUUUUCCCCCAUGGACUUCGUGGAUCCCAAAUUUUUUCAAAGAAAAAAAAUGGGACGGAGGGGCAACGUUUUCAGAAAAUGAAAAAUAAGCGUUGUUAAACAAAAAAAGUCUUCGACGGACUGACGGACAGCUUCCCCUCCAGCGAUAUUUUGACGAAAAGAAGUCAGCUUUUCAUCCGAUUUUAUUGACAAUCAUGAAUCUGUCAGUUCCUUUAUUCUGAGAUUUUUAUUUCCUUUGGAGGACACACUGCAACAUUUGUAUUUUGGGAGCCACUUUUUUGUGGAGGCCUUCUCAUUCGAAACACACUGAUGUUGAUGAUGCGUCUGUGACAAGAAUUAUGCACACCCUUAAAAAACUCACAUGCGCGCACACACACACACACACACACACACACACACACACACACACACACACACACACACACACACACACACACACACACACACACACACACACACACACUCACACACUGACAAGGCUCAGUGUGGUUUUAGGGUGAAGACUUAAAAGUUCAGGGUAUGACGCCUAUUUUUAGGCAGUCACUUGUGAAAGACAUUGAGCGAAGAGACAGUGAAAUCGUAGGUGUUUCCCCUGAUACAUUUGUAUGUAUGUGCGUGUGAGUGUGUGUGUGUAUGUGUGUGUGUGUGUGUGUGCGUGCAGAGACUGCUAUUCUGAUCAUUGUCUCGUUGGACAGUUACCCUAUCCUUUACCUGUUCCUCAGCCUAACCCAACCUAACAUUCUUUUAAAAAGUCUUUUAGUGUAGAGUAGGGGGGUUCAGUUUAAAAAUCUGCAUAGUGAUAAAGAAGAAGAGACUACCCAAAGUUUCUUUGAUCCCUUGCCUGAAAAGUUUUUGUUGUAAAGAAUAGGUCUUUCUUUUGUUUCUUUUGUUUUGCGUUGACUUCUAAAAUCUGAUUUUUUUUUAAAUUACAGGCAUUGCACUACUUAUACAAUUAAAUUCCCACUCGACAGCAAUCUUUUUUUUUUUUGCCUAAUCAUAUGAGAUGCUGCGAGCCAGAGUUAGGAUUGUGUUAGAGUUUGACUCAUUUGUUUUGUUUGAGUUUUUUUGCGUGUGUUCUUUUUGGUAGCAGGGUACAUGAGCUGUGCGUGAGUAGACUUUUUUAUCCCGCUAUCUGUAGGAUUUAAAAACUUUGUAGCCCAGUCCCACAACGUCGUCCACUCCCAUGUGGAAAAAAAAUGUUUGCAUGUGUGCAUGCAACAAGGGGGACAAAUGUUGAAUUUAGGUAAUCCCACCAUUUUUGUUAAGCAGAAUCUGUAUCUUAAAGUCAUUGGAAUGACAGCUCUGUCUGUGUGAAUUUCAGAAGUAGAAAAUUUUUCAAGGGGUUGAGGGGGCAGGGAGGGGGCCAGGGGUCGCAUUGUAUGCACCCUCAUGUGGAAGACAUUGGUGGCUCCUUACUGGCGCCAUUACUGUGUGUGUGUGUGCGUGUGUGUGUGUUAGUGUGUGUGCGCGUGUGUGUGCACUUCUGCAUGUAUGCGUGUGUGUGCAGGUGGGACAACAUGGAGAUACAUGUGUGUGUGUGUGUGUGUGUGUGUGUGUGUGUGUGUGUGUGUGUGUGUGUGUGUGUGUGUGUGUGUGUGUGUGUGUGUGUGUGUGUGUGUGUGUGUGUGUGUGUGUGUGUGCGUGUGUGCGUGCGUGCGUGCGUGCGUGCGUGCGUGCGUGUGUUCUGUGGGUUUGCACGUGUGUGCCCGUGUGUGGCUGGGGUUAUGGCCUACAGACAUCUUCACUGGGAGGGAGUGGCUGAUCUGGUGAGCAGUGGCAUAACUCUUGUGUCUUCCUGCACCAGACUUCUCUCUCUAUAGCUGAUGUCUGCAUCUCGCCCUUGCAGAGGAGCUGUUAGUGAACUCAGACAUGCUCACAGCAGAAGGAGCGUGAUUUGUACUGAUGUUAAACCGAGAUAAAAAAAAACCUUCCUCCACAUCAGGGCUUCAGACUCCUCUCUACCAAACCCAAAAUCUUAAAGCCAUGAAAAGUGCCUAAGACAUUGCAAGAGUUCCAUUUUUUUUCCUUUCCGUCUUCUCUUUCGAAUGAAAUCGUUUAGUUGGUUUGUUUGUUUUUCCCUGUGAGCGUCUGAGUCAGAAUUAGCUCCAUGCUAGCCACACUUUUGUGGGAAGAAGAAGAGAACGGUUUUGAGAGCGGGAGAGAGAGAGCAAGAGAGAGAGAGAGAGAGCUUUCAGCUCCCACAUCCCUCAAAUGCACCUUUUUUAAUGCAUGUCCUUGUGAACUGAACUCACCCUCUGCAGAUAAAAUAGCGUUAGAUUGAUAGACAGAGUGAGGAAGAUAAACAGAAAGAGAGAAACAGCGAAAGAGAGGGAAUAUGUACCCCCAGCUAUCGGCAUAACCGCAUAAGCAAUACAUAUCAAUGCUUUAUGCAGAAAGGAACUGUUAACAGUACACAACUAACAGAACUAUACAAAACACACACAGGGAAGGACUAAUGUGCGCACUCACACACACACACUGGUCACACCCGACUCGAAUGUUUGUUUUGUUUUUCAAUGUGGCUUUGCAAUGGCAAACUGCAAAACCCGUUAAGUUGCAAUCUGAACCCAGUUUUGUGAAGAUAAUACCACAAAGAUGAAUCAUUUUUACAAGGGUGCUGAUAUGAGAAUUUUACCUUGAUAUAUUAUAAAUGCAUGGUGCUUUCAAAUGAAAAAAAAUCUAUGACAACUUAGCUCUUAAGGCCACUGUAACGCGAACUUCGGGUGCAUGGCAGAUACUCUUUAGUGCCCCCCAGAAACUGCCCUGCCCCAAUCUACAACCACCUUCCUUUACCCCCCCUGUUCGGACCCCCAGAUCCCCCCUCUCCCCCCUUAAUCUUCCCCAGACCCAUGGAAUAGAGAGCCAGAGAUUUAGAUGGGUUCAAACCAUUUUACCACAUUUCUUAUGAUUUUUACUCCCUCCUCCUCUUCUACUUUGCACGAUAUUUUAUAUAACACAUUAUGUGCCUUGCCUUUAGUUAAGAACAGUAAUACAUGAUUGAAAGACAAAAUGUACAUUUGUUUCUUUUACCAAUGUAACCAGUAUCGCUGCAAAAAAAAAAACAGACAAAACUACAAAAAAAAACAAUAACAGUACAAUGCUGCAUGUUUGAUUGCUUGCCAUUAUCCAAUUAGAAUUAACAGAUUAAUUAAAAAGAAGUCGCCGUUUUUUUGGGAACUGAAAACAAAUGGAUCGUCACCAUCAUCGACUUCUUCCUUUUUUAUAAGAACAGUGACUGUCUUUCCCUGCUCUCCGCAUGGAAUCAGAGCUACAUAACUCUCUUUCAGUCCUUCACUCUCUUUUACCCUUUUAACGUCUUUCAUUUGAUGGGUUUGUGUUCCGUCUCUGUCCGUUUGAUUCUUUCCUUUUUUGUGUUUGGUUGUUGUUGUUGUUUUUGUCUCUCGUCAGUGUACUGUGGCUUCCCGCUCAUGCUGCUUUCCAUCCUGCUUUUCGCUUAUGCAAUGUGAAAUAUGCAAUUCCAGUUCUCAUUUCCACAUUGGCAGUGGGUUUUUUUUCCUCCCAGUUCAGUCUUUUUUUAUUUUUCUUUUCUAACAAGAGGAGAUUGAAUGUAUCACGCAUAUAUGAGAGGAAGAGAGGAAGUGCUGUGCAGUGUGUAAUCUAGACUCGCACAACAGAGAGGGUGUUCACGACCAGAGAAGAGCCAAUCAAGCUGUUGCAGGUUUUGUUUUUUUGCACCAGUACAUAGUGUAAGGUUGUCUUUUUUUUUAGGCGGGGUUGCUCCUGUGGCGACAGGAGUGAAAUCAGUUUAGAAGGAGGAGAACAGAGAAGCAUGAUUGACGUCACUGGGAUGAGAGGAAAGUAUUUGCACAGAAUAGGAUUGUAGAGUACUGAGUUAGGCUUUCUAGUUAUUUUUAAGGAGCAGGAUCAGGUACCCUUGACUCACUUUGGAUCACUUGGGGGUUUUAUGAUCCUGAGUUGGUCAUAGUCGACGGAGUGGCGGUCUCAGCACUUUUAUAAGCUGUCCUCAGUGCAUUUGAAAUUGAAAUCCAACCUUUUUUUGCUACAGACGUUGAAAGCCAUGUGUUCAAAUUCUAGCUAUGAACAGUUAGAUCAGAGUUGAGAACUUUUGUACUUGCAUUUAUACAGCAGUAUUGAAAUGCUGAAGAAUCGUGGAAAGAACUAUGACUGGAAUAGCAAAAAAGAAUAAUAAUUUCUAUGAGAAAUUCCUAUGUAGAAUGUACACUGUCUUGUUGCAUUCGUCAAUGUUGCGCUGUGUGCAGUGCUUCAGAAAUUGUGUGUCUGUGUGUGUGUGUGCGUUUUAAUAUGUCCUUGGAUGUGCGAUUAUGCAAUGUAUGUAUGAAUGUCUGUUUGAGGGGUAUUGUGAUUUGUAUUUCUCGACGCAAGUUGGUGACAGGGAGAGAGACAGGACAAGGAGAAGAACGAAUGUGUUGAGGUGGAUGAGUUAAAGAAAUCUGAUCUACCGUAGCACUUUGCUGUCUUUCUCAGAUUGUACAUAUGAGCGCAAAUGUGCCACAGACCUGGGGGCGAUGAGUAUUUGGACAGACUUUUUCAAAGUUAAGACAGAGAGUAGACAGAGAACGCUAACUUCUUUUGACUCCAAGGUUUCUAAAUUUGUUUCUGUAGACAUGUCAAUGGAGCACUACUAAUAUGUGUUGUAAAGGAGCCUUGAAAAGACUGUUGCACAAGAACUGUUGAAAAAAAUGCAAUAACUCACAUGACAUUGUCCAUCUCAAACCUCCCCAAGAAUAUUUUGCUAAUGUUAGGUCCCUCAGACACAUACAUCUGAAUAGUUCUCACUCCCCCGGACGUUUUAUGUUUUUAUGUCAUUACUGAAGUUUUAGUUACUUUGGAUCUUGUAUUGUGGUCGUAGUGCAGUGAUGACAACAAUGGAAAAACUCUAAGCAACAGCACCAUGGAAACCAGAGCCUGAGCCAGAGUAGGCACAAAUAGCGCUGACCCUCUCUGGUUCUGAGAUCUUUGCUUGUUCCUUUUCUUCUUCCUCUUCUUCUUCUUCUUCUUCUUCUUCUUCUUCCUCUUCUUCUUCUUCUUCUUCUUCUUAAUACCUUUUACAUGAGCUCCAUAACACGGUCUACCAUAGACUUAGCUUCGUAUGACGUGGAGUAUUAUACUUUUGUGACUUUGUACAUGCCUUUUAGCGUGAAUUUGACCCGUAAAAUUCAACAUAACUUCGACACCCUUAGCUUUGCUAUUUGCCAUGCUUGUGGCGAAUAAAAGCAAGCAACUUGUAUUCCAACCGUAUUAAGUCUGUGUUUGGAAGAGGUGAAGAAAGCCCAACCAUAGCCACCAUGAUGAUUUUUUAGGAACUUGUUUAAAAAUGAGUUUUUUUUUAAACACAGUAUAUUUCUGUAGAUUUUUUCCUUCGUCUUUUUUAAAAAAUUAGUGGUUAGGUGAUAAUUUAUAAUUUCUUACUUGGUAGCGUAAUGGGAUUAUUAUUGAAUAAGAGAAGAUAUUGUGUGUGUUUUUUUUCUCUUCAGCUGGGUCAAAAGGCCUGUGUGUGAUAGUUUGUUAUGCAGUGUACAGUAUUGUUUCUGCAAUGGAUAUUGCAACGCUGGUAGCUAUUAAGAUUUGCUGGUAGCUAUAAAGAGUUUUCAGUGAAACGGCAGAACAAGAGGAAUUGUUUACAUGCUCGUCUUAAGAUCUUGGCAGUGACGGUUCGUGUGCCCUGGCGUGGGCCCAGGUUGAAGUGGAGUGCUGUUGCCAAAAGGCAUUCCAUCAGAUUCAUACGACUUCACACGUCUAGCAAGAUGCUGCCAUCAUUCAGCAAGCAACUUUGUUAUUUAAAAAAUAAACAGGACAGGUGACGGAAUGAGAAUGGUCUGCUUGCCAACCCAUGGAGGCCUUCAAAAAUGCCUCGUUUUCUCUCUCUAUUCAGAUAUUUGAUUGGCCAAACCUGUGCUGUGUGUUCAUCACAAACAUGAGUUUAUGUCCCCUUGGGGCUUGUAUUUGUAACUUCAAAUUCAGUGACUGCUGUAUAAUCUACCACAGAGGUGACCAAAAUUCUAUGACAUAUUUCCAGUCUCCCAACCGGCCAUGCCAUCCCACCCCAUGCAGCUCAAUGCCUAUAGUACUUGUCUUCUGUGCACAAUUGGCCUACCUCCUAUCAUUCCAGCAGUCUGUUUCCCUCACUCACUCACUCACUCACUCACUCACUCACUCACACACACACACACACACACACACACACACACACACACACACACACACUAAUACACAAACACACAAAGCCUAAUAUUUGUAUUAAUACUGCAUCAGCACACACAGACUACCCCCACCCAAGGCCCCAGGCCAGACUGUCUCGCCCCAUCACCUGUCCCGUGAAGAUUUGCACUGCUCCAGACUCACUCAUCCAACUCUGUCACAACGCCAACCUGGGUCUGGCCAGCGGCACACAGGGACGGAUGUCCGAUGCCACCAUCUAGCCUAACCAGCACAGUGGUCCUGCAAUAGGUCUGCAGCAUGCACGCAUUGAUGCACACACACACUCACACACACACACACACACACAUACCGCUGUGUGUAUUUGUGUGUGUGUGUUUGUGUUUGCGUGCACGCACGCGCCUUCUUAUUCGUCCUAUGCUUUUUUUUCUUUUUCGUACCUUAACACAGCCACGCCAGACAAACUGACAAACACACACGAAUCUGAGCACCACCCAGAUAUGAGUCCAUCUGUCUGGGCAGGUUUCCUUUUAUCCCCAAACACCUUUCUGUUUUCCAAUUGGUGAUAUUUGACGAUUUGAACUUACACUGACAAUAUUAUGCAUUAGUGGAUGCAUGUAAAAUAUGAUCCUCAUCUUCUUUCUAAACCCUUUUUUCUAUAGUUUUAGUAAUUAUUGUUAUGCUUAAUGUUUUAUUGUUACAUUUUUGAACACAUUAUCCUGUGUAUAAAUCCUUACAGUAUAUCAAGUAGAAUUGAGAAAAAAAGGUAAAAUGUACAUAAAAAUUCUUCUUUUUUUGUAUGAGAAAAUAUAUGUUUAUGUUUCUUGUGUUUGGGUUUAGUUGUCAUAAGCUUGUGGCCAAGCCACAGUAAAAUGCGAAUUCCUUCUAAGGGAUCUGUUGUGGCCGGUGAGGUGAAAAAAAGCCCACCUGGCAAUGCUGCAAGCCUUUUUAAAAGAAGGUACCUGUCCUGUCCUCGCCUCGGGCAGACCUGCCUGGGCUCCAAACUCCAGUAAUUUCAGCAUCAACCUGUCGUUGUUUUAAAAACAGACUUAGCUUUUAUUUUUCGAGGGGAUAUGCAAAUUCUAUUGCCAUUUUUUUCUCUCUCUAUCUCUCCUUCUCCACAACUCAUAUUUUUAACAGUUUUUGCACUUCUUGCAUUUUCACUAUUGUGCAAGCUUCAAGAUCUUUAAAAAAAAAUACAAAACUUUUUUUUUCCUUUUCGUGUUUCUAUUUGGAAGAUUGCACUAGAUAACUUGCUUUUUGGUAUUGUUGUCUAAGGAUACUUCUUUUUUUUUUUUUUUUUAAAGAUGUGCAUCUCUAGAAAUAUUUCGAGACUUUCAACCUUCUAUAGUGUAGCUUGAUUCAAACAAGAGAAAGAACUCGAUUGGAGAAUGAGCUGCUUUGUUGUUGUUUUUUAUUCUCUUUUUAUUAUUUUUAAGCUGUAUUUAUCUAUAUUGAAGCCAGCCAGCAAUUUGUAUUUAUUUCCCCUCAUGUAAUGAAAUCCGCAGUGGAUGAAGUGGGUCUUGUGUCUUGGAGUCGUAGGGUCUUCCUGCUCAGUUUGAAAACAUUGGACCUGGAACGCUGAGGGAGGUUCUAAGUUGGCAUGUGUUGCUCACGGUCCGGUUCUCGACAAUCACCGGCCAGGCGGACGCUCACACAGUGUGACUGGAGGCCGCUGGGUAUUGGCAAAGUGUCUGAGAGUGAAGGAAGCCCCCACCCACCCACACAAACAUACUCCCACCCAACCCCACCCCACCCCAUCCCCUCCGCUAUUCUGAGUGCCUUUCUCACCAUAGACCCAAACUGAAUGUCUCUGUAAGACUGUAGGCACAGGGAUGCACUGAAUUGAGCGAAUCGAAAAGGGAAACUGCUGCUGUCCUUGCAAGGUGUCUUUUUUAUGAAAAGGACAAAGGGGUGAUAUACUGUAUAUCUCCCAACAGUGUCUGGUUGGUCAGUCGGUCACAUAGUGAUCUGGCAAAGCACAAAGUAGCUUCUAGCUAGCGUAGCAGCGUAGAGCACUGAACACAUCAGGAAGUGAAGUUCGGAGAGGUCGUUUGGCGUCCCCCAGUUGGCACUUUUGAGGAGGGAGGCCCAAUUGUCCCGGUGUAGAGCAUGACGAUGUUAGGCCAGGGCGAAUCCACAUGUCAGCUGAUCAUCAUGGAGGGAUGUCAAAUGAGGUCAGAGACUCAGGUUAGCCAGAGGUUAAUGAGGAGAAGAAGACGAAAAAAAAACCACAUUAAAUAGUUUCUUUUCCCCCCUUCCCCGAAACCCCCUGUGCAUUGCUUUGACUUUUCGUUUGUCAAAUUUUGUUUUCUCCUUUUCAAACGCAGUUUUUGUAUGACGCUUGCAAAUUCCAUUUAGCGCCAUGUUUUUCCUCUUUAAGCAAGGGCUGGACAAUUUCUUCAGGGCAGGAACUACAUCGUCUUGAUUUCCCUCCAUCAUCCAUCCCAGGCUUCAGUUUUCAGCUGUGCCAUUACAGCCAAGGCCUUGUCUCUUGUUUGUUUCGAUUGUUUAUUAGUUUGUUUUUCAUCAUUCAGCCGAAAUGAGACACAAAAAACACAUGCAUUUGAUCCAGCCUGUCAAAAUGUCCAUGUGAAAUAUCCAGUCCUUUAAUCACAGUAAGGGCUAAGUGCUUCGGAGAAGGCCCUGAGCAUGAACUUGGAUCCAAGUCACCAUCAGAAUAAAAAUGGCACACUUGGUCAUAAAAUCGUUGGUCACGACAUCUGAAUAGAAAUUGAUGUAUGUGUGUUUUUAAAAAGCCUUCAGUCAACGUUAAGGAUGGGAUUUUGGGAGGUUUUUUUAAAGAAUUGGCUCAUGUAGAUAUGCUGGACUGUGAGACUGUUCUCAGAGACAUGAUAAACUCAAGCCAUGCUUAUCCAAGGCGGUUGGACGAGGCCGUUGCCUGACAAGCUCAACUUCCAGGACAUUAUCUUACGACAGUCAAAUGCAUGGUUUACUAGAUCCACCCCUGCCCUGCUGUGGGAGUCUGUGUAAGAGAGCUCAUUUCAUUGCAUAGUUUGAGAGCCAUGUUCACAUUAAGACUUUACAAACUGUUCCUUUGGUUUAGAACACAUUUCCUAAAGAAUAAACAACACCUCUCAGUUAUGACAGUACCACAUUUAGUCACAUUUAUAUAAUUGUGGCUGAGCAAAAUCCAGUUCUGUUUUUUUUUUUUUUAACGUAUUUGUUUUCUUCUUUUUAACAUAAAUCCUCAGUGAAACCAGCAGGUAAAAGCAAAAUGAUAUCCAUACACCAAGUAGGCAAUACCAAAAAUUCCUUCAACAAGCAGUGCCUCUCAUUUGACUGCUAAUCUGUAUCAGUUUUAGCGCGUUCACCUUCAGACACUCUUUAUAAGUUCAAUGACACACACACAGACACACACACACCAUGUGUCCUGCCUUUAUGUCUAAAGCCAUUUUGAAGUUACAAGAGGGAUGGGUUUUGGGGUUCCACCUACCACCAUACAUCUCGGCCACCUCUUAGUAAUACUCCACUGCGUAGCAUAUGGUUUCAACGCAACACAGAUCAGAGAGUGUUUGGAAAGCACUCCCCUCUGUCAGCAGGGUUAAAAAGCCAUGAUCAUUUUUUUUUUCUUGCGGUUCCAGGACCCCCUUUUCAACAUGUUAUUCAUUCAUAUCACCUCACAUGUUAAAGUAAAUGAUGACAAUGGUAACAUUAAUAACAAGAUAAAUCAUUUCGGUGGUCUUCUUUCAAGGCCAGAAUACUCAAAAGGCUCCUAAUGGCUAAAGACUGAAAACUAAACUGACAUGAUGUUGGAUUGAGACUGGUGGUCUCUGGGCUGACCUGAGGUGCUCCCCUUUUUUUGGUCACAACACUCGCUUUUGUUUUCUUUUCUUUUAGUACUGCUUUCUUUUCACAGUUUUCUUUUUUCUUUGUUGUUCUUUUCAAAAGCAUGCUGAACUUUUUCAAUGUGAGUUGAUCUGGUGGAGAAGGGAUGAGGUUGAAAUGUUUCUCAGAGAACAUUCGAAUGCAGUGUUAAAAAAUUAAGGAUUUUGUUUCUCUUUUUUUGUUUUUGUUUCUCAUUAUUCUUUACAAAUAUUACAAUAGUAGUUACUCAUUAUCGCUUGCUUGCUGCACAGACAUACACUUCACACCAGGGAAGAGCACUUGCACAUUUAGUUCAGACACAACCAGUAGAAACAGAGCUCAAAUCAAACAGACAUUAACACACGGGUCUCUUUUGACAGCUUGUGAUUUUAUUUUUCCUUAUUUUUCAUGCUUCUGAUCGUUUUCUCUUCCGAAACUGUUGGGAUGGAAACUUUUUAUCAGCAAAAGUCGGUAACCAUAUUUUAAUAAUUAUUUGGAUAUGGAGGACAAAGAUCUUUUUUUUUUCCUCAUACAAACACACACACACAGCUAAAGUAAACAACAAAAUUUGCCAUGUGUUUUUGAACUGGUGUGGGGGGGAAUUUACAGCUUUGACAAUAUUUCAUUAUAACAUUGUAUUCAGCCAUCGCUGUUAGCAAAAUGCUCAUCAUUACAUUACUGGAAGUGAGUAUGUUUCCCUAUGCAAAAAAAUAUAAAAAUAAUAAACAAGCUAUGCUACAACUCAGAACAA